Molecule: messenger RNA, 1708 nt
Organism: Panonychus citri (citrus red mite)
Lineage: Eukaryota; Metazoa; Arthropoda; Arachnida; Trombidiformes; Tetranychidae
Product: cytochrome P450 4V2-like
Exons: 5
Coding region: 174-1667 (497 amino acids)
Molecular function (GO): monooxygenase activity; oxidoreductase activity, acting on paired donors, with incorporation or reduction of molecular oxygen; iron ion binding
Source: RefSeq, a predicted model, not a curated record
CGAGCUCAAUCAAACUUCGUAAGACUUAUUAAAAGAUACUAUUGCAAACAUCGGCAAUAGAAAUCAAAGAGAUUGUUCAUCAGUCGAUGUUAGAACUCUGAAUCGAUCGGAUCAACUUAUUAUUAUUCAUGAUGCUGUGAGGGUAAUUGAUUGUUUUCUGAAUAGCCUUCACAAUGCUAACCGAGAGUUCAACGGAGAUAAUUUCGAUCGCUCUGGGCCACUUCAUGUUAUCAGUGCGCAAUGUGGCCAGUUUUUCGUUGAUCGUUCUAACUUGGUAUUAUUAUGUCCAUAAACCAGUGUCCAGUUUAAUCAACCAGAUUUACCAUGCUCUCAGAUUUCAUAGUGUUCCGAGUCACCCAAUUUUCGGUCAUAUAAAGUAUCUCAUACCGAAGUUUCCUAAUCCGUAUUACGAGUCAAUCGAUGCAUCGAAAAAUUAUUAUAACCUUAUGAUGGAAUCUAAUGACCCGGUCAAAGGCUCAGAAAUUUCCGUUGUCUGGAUCGGUUGGUAUCCAAUCUAUUGCAUCUCUGGCGCUGCUGUGCUCGAGGCUGUUCUGUCAAAAUCCAAUGUUGCUAAGCCCUCGUUCUAUAAAUACAUUGGACUUCGAGAUGGUUUAGUUACAUCCGAUCCUGAUAAAUGGCGAUUACAUUGUAAUCUGAUUGAGCCUUUUUUCAUCGCCAAAAGGCAAAAGUAUUUCGCUGAAAUCAUGAACAAGGAGAUCAGUAAAUUACCACAGCACAUUAAGGGAAAAGUUGGUGUUCCUUGUGAUAUCAAACAGCUAAUUAAUUUGAGUGCGAUGAAUAUCAUCACCGAAGUUUGUUUAAAUAUACCAAGUGAUGAAUUAAUUGAUAUAAAAUAUUCUUGGCUGGAUAACAUUGAGAAAGGCAAAGGAAUCGAAUCAGCACAAAUUAUAGCAGAGAAAUAUAGACAAGCAGCAUUGGAACGAGGAAAUAAUAAUAACGAAAAUGAUUCCAAGAAUAAAAGAAAAGAGUUCGAAAGCUUAUAUGAGUUGUUGACCGAAAAAGAAACGAAGGAGGUAAAUAUGGACAAAGAGGAAAUUUUCGAUGAGCUGAUGACCAUUAUAGCUGCUGGACAUGAGACGAUAUCGGUUGCGAUGCAAUGGACAUUAUUUCUUUUAGGUAAUAAUCCUCAGAUUCAAGAUCGACUUUAUAAAGAAAUUGUUGAUCUAUUUCCUGGAGAUACUUCGGUUGAUGAUUUAGAAAAAAUUUCUCAGUGUCAAUUCCUUGAUCAAUGUAUCAAAGAAUCGCUUCGACUAAAGCCCCCAGCCCACGCAAUUGCACGUAAAUUGGAAGAGGAUGUCAUCAUUAAUGGAUCUAAAUUGUUAAAAGAUUCGAUUGUAACAAUUAACUUAAGUGCAACGCAUUAUGAUCCUAAAUUUUUUCCCAAUCCAUUGAAAUACGAUCCCGAUCGAUGGUCGUCUAUCCAAAAAGAUACUUUGCCGAAAGGAGCUUAUGUCCCCUUCUCUCUUGGGCCGAGAAAUUAUAUUGGUUAUCGUUUCGCUUUACUUGGAAUGAAGGUUUAUCUAAUUCAUAUUAUUCGAAAAUCUACUUUCAAGUCGACCCGUAAAGAAGAUGAGAUCGGUCACAGAUUCGAGGCAUCGCUCAAGCCAACAUCUAGUUUGGAACUUGUAUUCAAAAUGAGAGAAUAAUAAAUUACCAAAUUAAACGUAGGUCGUUAGUAAACGACCGA